Molecule: messenger RNA, 1934 nt
Organism: Cyprinodon variegatus (sheepshead minnow)
Lineage: Eukaryota; Metazoa; Chordata; Actinopteri; Cyprinodontiformes; Cyprinodontidae
Gene: rybpb
Product: RING1 and YY1 binding protein
Exons: 5
Coding region: 109-915 (268 amino acids)
Biological process (GO): positive regulation of DNA-templated transcription
Cellular component (GO): nucleus
Molecular function (GO): transcription coregulator activity; DNA binding
Source: RefSeq, a predicted model, not a curated record
CCUGUCUGCCAACAGCUUCAGCAGCGGCUCUAUCUGGAUUCUACUUCACUCACUGACAAUUAAAGGAGGCCCCCUUUUUCUUCUCAUUUUCGAGGAUUAUUCGUCACCAUGGGCGACAAAAAGAGCCCUACCAGGCCGAAAAGACAAGCCAAACAGAGCGCAGACGACGGCUACUGGGACUGCAGCGUGUGCACCUACAAGAACACAGCCGAGGCUUUCAAAUGCAGCAUCUGCGAUGUGAGGAAGGGCACAUCCACAAGGAAACCAAGAAUAAACUCCCAGCUGGCCGCUCAGCAGUCGGCUCAGCAGUACACAAUGCCUCCCCCACCCAAGAAGGAUCGGAGAGAGAGGAGCGAGCGCACGGACAAGGAACGUCCACACAGCGAAGGAGAAAGAGCCGGCGCCGAGGGACGCCCUGAGGGAGAACGCCCAGAGAGAGUCGGGCCAGAGGGAGAAAUUCCUGAGAAGGACAAGAGUGAGAAGGAGCAGCCCAUCAAAGACAAACCCGACAGGGAAAAGGAGAUCACCCCAGCUGUAACAAAGAAACCCAGCAGCAAAAAGACCAAACCCAAAUCAGACAGCCAUCAGAGUUCACCAAGUGACAAACAGAGCAUACAGUCUGGGAAAUCAGCAACCAAGUCUAACAAGAACUCCCAUAUUUCCAGGCCCAAACUGAAGAAUAUCGACCGAAGUACCGCCCAACAGUUGGCCAUCACCGUAGGUAACGUGACGGUGAUCAUAACAGACUUUAAGGAGAAGACCCGCUCCUCAUCCACAUCUUCGUCCACCAUCACAUCCAGCGCAGGCUCUGAACAGCAGCAUCAGAGCUCUGGCUCCGAGAGCAUGGACAAGGGCUCGUCACGCGCCUCCACCCCUAAAGGGGAUCUCUCGGUGGGGCACGACGAGUCAUUCUGAGCGCCAUUGUUUGUUUUCGUUUUUUUUUUUUUGGCUGUCGUCGUUUAACCCCGUUCCCUUCCAAUUCUUCACUCCCCUCUCCUCUCCGCCCAUAUUUCUGGACACUGUGGAUCCCAUGGGGGGGAAGAGUCGUCACCCUUUGCCAUCGAUGCCCUGCCCUUCAUUCCAUGUCCUCCCCAUGAUGCUGAGCAGAGCUGGCCGGAUUAGAGACACAGCUGGCACCUUUUUAGGGGAGCACACUCCCUAUGUAGUCUUGCCGGGGAGAGCUGGGCUAAAGGGAAUAAGACCCUACACCCCCCCCCUUACGGUAGCAUCCAGACACUUGUACGUAUUGUUUUAUAUUUGUAUGUGGAUGUGAGACCAAGUCGACCUUUUUUUUUCUGUUUUUGUAAAGAAGAAAUCUCCGCUGGGCACAAUAACGCGCCAUAGGAAUUAACUAUUAUUCCCCUUAUUUAUUUCCUGUUGCACCUGUAUACUUUGAUAUUUUUUUCUUCUUCUCUUUAAGUUCCGGCUUUGCAGUGUAGCUCUGCUGAUUGAUCGUUCCUUCAGUGUUUUCACUACAAUGAAAAUGUUAGGAUAACCUACAUGCACACACACUGGUGCUAGAUACACUGUGAAGUGGUUCUGCAGAUUGGGGACUGCCCACUUUCUCCAUGUGACAAAGUUCUUCUGAAUCAAAUUCUGCUUCAUGUUCCUCGAUGACACUGCUUGACCACCUCCAGAUCGGACCUUUUUUCCUCUCCAACCGGCUCCACUCUGAUUUCGUAUGCUCUCGCAGGUUGUACAGUCCCUCCCUGUCCUUUAACUGUACAGUGUAGGCUGUUGUGUAAAACACUAAAAGCUGUCCAUGUUCUGCAUUCCAUGCUUCAAAUGUUGAGUUUUCCAGGCUGCAGUUGGGAGCUGUCCUCUCAGCUCGGCAGCCAUAGUUUUCGUUUUUUUUUCCUCAACGUUCUUAUUCUGUGACUGAAGGAUGCAGUUCUGCUUGGUGAAACCAAGUCGCUCUGUAAAAAAAAAACAAA